Messenger RNA from Belonocnema kinseyi, 1636 nucleotides. RefSeq names its product RING finger protein 37. The transcript has 2 exons. Gene Ontology annotation, biological process: protein polyubiquitination. Gene Ontology annotation, molecular function: ubiquitin protein ligase binding; ubiquitin-ubiquitin ligase activity. The coding region runs from base 143 to 1516 and encodes 457 amino acids. The record is from RefSeq and is a predicted model, not a curated record. Gene Ontology annotation, cellular component: nucleus. Lineage: Eukaryota; Metazoa; Arthropoda; Insecta; Hymenoptera; Cynipidae.
CACGGAAAACGGAAACAGUUUGACAGAUUUGACAGUCCGAUUUCUUUUCAUCAAUCCUUCUACUCCUUUAAACUACACUCAUAUAAAAAUGAAUUCAUGAAUAAAUGGCUAAAAAAUUGGUAAUUCCAUCGUCAAGUACAAAAUGCUUUUGAAUUUCUGUGAUCCUUCUCUGAGAACUGAAGUAAAGUGCAACACUGUCAGCACGGAAGGUUAUGAAGUCGAAAAUUUAGUAAACAAAUCGGAAACUGGUUUUAUGGUUUAUUCCUGCAUUAAGCCACCUGUGCAUGUGGAUUUUCACUUUGUCUGCAAUAUUCGUAUAAGUCACAUAAUUAUUUGGCCAAGCGUUGGUGCUCAGAAAUCAUCAGGUUUCCAAAUCCUCGCCAAAUCAUCUGACGAGGCGAACACAUUAUACACAAAUAUCUCCAAUGGAUAUUUGAAAUCCUUAGAUUCUGGGAUCAUAUUCCAUCGGAGUGACAUUGAUCCCACACAAAUUUCUAGUCCAUCGAAUUUUCUUCAGUGUCGUAUGAAGUCUUCAGAGUCACGGUUGAUCAAUUAUGCAAGUAAAUUGAGAAUUAGUGUGGUGAAGACGGAGAAUUCCGUUCCUUCGUUGGGAAAGGUUGAGAUUUGGGGAAAUGUAUCACCACAGUGUGGAAAAGAUGUGGUCGCAAGCAUAUGCAGUUUGUGGUCGCAACGUAGUGCACGCAGUGUUUACGAGUCUGUUUUCGUUGAUAAGAAUGAACUUCCUUCAAAAAGUGAUACUAACACUGGGAUGAAAGUUUCUCAGGCUCUAGAUGUGCCGGAAAAUUUUCUGGAUCCAAUAACCUGUGAAAUUAUGAUCCAGCCAAUAGUUCUGCCAAGUGGCAAAGUAAUAGACCAAACCACUCUAGAAAAACACGAAGAGAGCGAAGCAAUUUGGGGUCGACCAUCCUCAGAUCCAUUCACAGGAAUUCCGUUUAGUCAAGUCCGAAGACCACUUGUUGCAACGGCUUUAAAAGUACAAAUCGACCAAUUUCUCCUUGAAAACAGUGAAUCCGAAGAGGUGAAAAAACUGCCACGAGUUUUAGGAACUAAAUCCCGACCAGUGUCUUCCCUAAAAAUAAUUAGCGUGCAAAAUACUCAAUUAGAAAAAUUACCCGUGAAUAUUCAGACCAUGACAAAAUAUCGACCCAUGUCUGAAGUUAAUUCUAACAAAAGAAAGAAGCUGCAUGGUCACAGUUUGCCUGUGGCAUCUGUAAAAAGAAGUCGUAAUAUUGCUGUAACUAAAUCGUGUGUAGUGAAAAAAACAGACUCGAUAUUCACAGAAAAUAAUUCUGGAGAGAGUAGUUCAAACCUUCCCACAGAAGUAAAAUCUUUGCCGGAUAAACAAACCAACUGUGAUUGCUGUACAAAAAGCAUUUUUUAUAAACUGCCUUGUAAACAUAUUGUAUGUAGAAAAGUAUUACUUUUUGGUAACAAUCAAUGCGAGGUUUGCAAAUCUGCUUAUGAAAGUUGCGACCCUGAAAGAAUUUAUACUUGACUUAAUUUUAAAAAAUGAUACGAAACUGUAAGUAAUUAUAUAUAAUUUUAAUGGUGCUUGCUUUGUAAAAUAUUCCGCAAAGUAUUGAAGAAAAUAAUUAGAUGUUUACUUUCUAUUAAA